GCUUUUUGUGUCAUAAAUAGACAUACCUCUUUACUUAGGUUUCUGUGUUUUUUUUUUUUAACAAUUUCCCUGUAUUUAUUGGAUAGUUAAACAUGUCUUCGAGCCACGCAAAAGACUCUACCUUUUUGGGUGGCAGGAUACCGCCAGAAAUUGAGUCAAUGUCGAGAAACCUGAAGGAUGUGGAUCAAGACUUGUUCAGAAAAUUACUCAAAGCUGUGGUCAGUGCUCUGGAGGGGAAGGACUGCAGAGAAGUGAUGAAGGCAAUAGCAGAGAGCAGUGUCAUCCCUCAGGAGAGGCUCAGCCACAUCAUAGCAGGGAUGCACAGACUUCUGUCCGAGGCCAUCCGCAUCCCCACAACGCUACUUAAACAAGAGGCCUUUAAAGAAGACCUGAGAGAGCUGAGGGUACCUGAGGACUUCAUCACUGAUUUCUCCAGCGUGGUUUUUGGGAAUCGACGUACAGCUCUGGAAGUUUCCACCUCACAGAACGAUCCUCACCUUCCAACACUAGAAGAAUUUAAAUGGAGAGUGGACGUUACCAUUUCUACAAACUCUUUAGCCAGAGCCCUGCAGCCGUCUGUUUUUAUGCAGAUGAAACUAUCAGACGGGAGGUUUCAUCGCUUUGAGGUCCCUGUGUCUAAAUUCCAGGAGCUUCGUUACAACGUGGCUUUGAUUCUCAAAGAGAUGAACGACUUGGAGAAGAGGAGCAUUCUCAAGAUUCAAGACUGAUAAACAUCCAGGCCUCAUUCAAUACUUUCAUUUGUAUUCUUUUCUACAUUUUGUUCCUUUUUGUUUUGUUUUUCAGUGUUCUUAUAAAAUAAUAUAAAAGUGAGGAUCUGCCUGUUAUGAGCUUAUUCACUGACUGUGUUGGUAUCCAACGUACUCGACUAAGUGCAGGAAGACAGAUGUUAUUUAGCCAAUAUUUACACAGAAAAUCUGACUUUUUCUCUGUUUUUCUGUACAUAUUGGCCAAAAUACAUGAAGUGGUUCCAUGUGAUGUGACUGACUGGACAUGAAAAGUAAUAAUAAAAAGGUUUUCUUCUA
Melanotaenia boesemani (Boeseman's rainbowfish) is the source of this 1043-nucleotide messenger RNA. RefSeq names its product COMM domain containing 5 (gene commd5). NCBI's taxonomy places the organism in Eukaryota, Metazoa, Chordata, Actinopteri, Atheriniformes, Melanotaeniidae. The record is from RefSeq and is a predicted model, not a curated record. Gene Ontology annotation, cellular component: nucleus. The coding region runs from base 93 to 728 and encodes 211 amino acids. The transcript has 7 exons.